This is a messenger RNA of Acanthochromis polyacanthus (spiny chromis), 2050 nucleotides long. RefSeq names its product fibrillarin (gene fbl). The transcript has 9 exons. Gene Ontology annotation, cellular component: nucleolus; Cajal body; small-subunit processome. Gene Ontology annotation, biological process: box C/D sno(s)RNA 3'-end processing; rRNA methylation. The record is from RefSeq and is a predicted model, not a curated record. The coding region runs from base 156 to 1130 and encodes 324 amino acids. Gene Ontology annotation, molecular function: RNA binding; rRNA methyltransferase activity; histone H2AQ104 methyltransferase activity. NCBI's taxonomy places the organism in Eukaryota, Metazoa, Chordata, Actinopteri, Pomacentridae.
UGAACUACAAGAAGAAGUAAAACUGAGAAGGAGCGGAAGCAGAACCCCAACAGUCCUACAUGUGCUCCACCGUGUGCAGACAGUGAAGACCAGCGCAGACCAGACAGAAAAUAACCCUCCAGUCUCCGUGAAUUUGCUGCUUUAUUCCGGUGAUCAUGAAGCCAGGUUUUAGCCCUCGUGGUGACAGAGGAGGGAGAGGUGGAGGACGAGGAGGUUUCAGAGGAGGAUUUGGUGACCGAGGAGGAUUUGGUGACCGAGGAGGACGUGGAGGAUUCAGAGGAGGACGAGGAGGUGGAAGUUUCAGGUCCCCAGAAGGUGGAGGAUUCCGGGGCAGAGGAGGCGGCAGAGGCACCCCGAGAGGAAGAGGAGGCAGAGGGGGGAGAGGAGGUGGCAGAGGAGGCUUUGGAGGAGGGAAGAAGGUCUUAAUUGAGCCACACAGACAUGAAGGAGUGUUCAUUUGCAGAGGCAAAGAAGAUGCCCUGGUCACUAAGAACAUGGUGGUAGGAGAGUCUGUGUAUGGAGAGAAAAGGAUCAGUGUGGAGGAAGGAGAGACUAAGACUGAAUACAGAGCCUGGAAUCCAUUCCGCUCCAAGCUGGCAGCGGCCAUCUUAGGAGGCGUUGACCAAAUCCAUAUCAAGCCAGGAGCUAAAGUCAUGUACCUGGGAGCUGCCUCUGGUACCACAGUGUCCCAUGUUUCUGACAUUGUUGGACCGGAAGGACUGGUCUACGCUGUGGAGUUUUCCCAUCGAUCAGGUCGUGAUCUUCUCAAUGUGGCAAAGAAACGCACCAACAUUAUUCCAAUCAUUGAAGACGCUCGGCACCCACACAAAUACCGCAUGCUGGUUGGAAUGGUGGAUGUGAUUUUUGCUGAUGUUGCCCAGCCUGACCAAACAAGGAUUGUUGCUUUAAACGCUCAUAACUUCCUGAAGAAUGGCGGACACUUUGUUAUCUCGAUAAAGGCCAACUGUAUAGACUCGACAGCGGCUCCAGAGGCAGUGUUUGCAUCAGAAGUGAAGAAGAUGAGUGUUGAGAACAUGAAACCACAAGAACAACUCACAUUGGAGCCGUAUGAAAGAGACCAUGCUGUGGUGGUGGGCACCUACAGACCGCCACCUAAACAGAAGAAGUAAAGUGUGGAAGAGAGCUCUGGCUGACAAUUACCAUUUUCAACCACCAUCUACCUUUGGCACUGUCUAUGUUGUGUGUUGCUCUGUUUUCACCUCCUCCUGCCUGUUAUUAGGUUUCCUUCACAGUGUGAACUGAAGGCUACCUAUCAGGCUAAAAUUUAGCUGAGGUUCUAUUCUUUGAGUCAUUUUAAUGAGUUGCACCAAACAUCCAACCUUUGGACGGUCCCUUUAUUACUGGGUCUGUUAACACCAUAGAUUGCCUUCGGAAUUGGUGGCCACACUGGAGCGUCAUGUUAGUAGUCUGUAAUAUACAAACUAGUACUCUGUAAUAUGAUCCACCUGUAUUUCAUAUGUCUUAUGUAGAUAUGUGAUACAUAUGUAAAGAUGAUCAGGUUAUAAAGAAAUUGGUCAGAUGUUAACUGUAGAGUAAAAUCUACCUUAGAUAAGCUCUCAUGAAACUUUUGAAUCCACUUAAUAUCCCCAGAUGUUAACUAUUUAAACAUUUUUGCCAAAUGACAUCUCCAGCAAGUGUUUUUGUGUGGUCACUUGUUUUGUUUUUGUUUCUCUCAGCUUCUGUUGAUUUUCUUCCCUUUUUAACUUGAGUGAAAUAAUGUAUUUGUCCUUGUUUCCUUUAUCUGGAUGCUUCUGAUUACACAUAGUACAACCUGUAUUCUUAGGGAUAUCCUAAAUAUGGGGUCAAAGAGCCCACACUGUUUGUAUUUUAUUGUAUGUUAUCUGGCAGAAAUUACAUCCAGUAAAAUAUUCUUUUUUUAAAAAAAAAUGUUUGAUACUAGUAAACUUUGUCAAAUUAGUAUAUGGUAGAAUGGUUGUAGAUAGGUUUCUUCAAUUUAUGCUUGAACCGGUUCAAAUGUAUUUUGAUACAACUGGCAACUUUGGUUUAAUAAAAUGAUUGUUUUUGACUA